Penicillium argentinense is the source of this 2190-nucleotide messenger RNA. Its product is annotated as Mis6 domain protein. Gene Ontology annotation, cellular component: cytosol; kinetochore; nuclear body. The record is from RefSeq and is a predicted model, not a curated record. NCBI's taxonomy places the organism in Eukaryota, Fungi, Ascomycota, Eurotiomycetes, Eurotiales, Aspergillaceae. The transcript has 4 exons. Bases 1 to 2190 code for a protein of 729 amino acids.
AUGGAUACGAACGAAGGCGGCCAAGAAUCAGGCACCUUGCUCGAUGCCCUGGAGCACCUGGAAGCCGUCGCCUAUGUGCCAGUCAAGCAGAGGUACACUGAUGCCAGCGAACUGGCCAGAAUCAUUACCUCGGACGCGUACGAGAACGGCAUACCACAAGCCGCGCUGGGCCGUCUGCUGAAGGUGCUGACCGCAAAAAACAAUCUCGACCAGGGAACAGUCACAUCUCUGAUCAAGAACCUCUACCCCCAAGAGGGUAUCCUGUCGAAGCAUAUCACGCAGGUGGUUUGCUGUCUCGGGCCCAACAAGACCAAGCCAACACCCGCGACACAGGCACUGCUUGUGCGCUGGCUGAUCCUAGCAUACGACCUGCUGGAAGAUAAAUCGCAUCUGGGAAAGCUUUAUGCGGUUCUAUUUAAUCAUCUGGAUAUGAUCAGUCUUCGGAAACCGCUUUGUCAUUUGCUGUCGCUUAUAACGCGUCGGAAACACGUCAAGCCGUUUCGGAUCCAGACUCUGAUGGAGUUUAUUCAGAAUGCUGGUGGCGAGGAUAAAGAGCUUGUUUGUCUCUUGAGGAUUUUCAAGAACUACUAUCCCGAGAUCAUCGUUGGUGAUGGUGGGUCGAGGAGAGCUGGGCUUUUCUUCAAGCAUCCUGAUCUUGAAUGGUCGAGUCAUGCGAAGGCCUUGCAGGAUCAGAAUGAGGAGAGGGCGCAGGCGAGUCAGCAGUCGAAAUAUCAGGUUGUUCAUCGAGGUGCGGUGAAACGGAGCAGACUUGAGGUGAUUAUUCCGGUGCUGCAGACCUCGCGAGUGUCGAGUAAACAGACGUCCUUGGAAGAGAUCCGGGACAUUGAUCAUUUUGUCGACAAUCUUGAUCGAAUGGAGCUACCGAAUCAGAUUAUCUCGACGCUGGGGGAUGCGAUGGCACAGAAGUACCUUCAUCUGGUCCAGUCUGAAGCAGCGAAUCAUCGUCUUGAUGAGUGGCUGAGGAGUUUCUUGGAGGAUAAGUUGGAGCAGAUCCGCAAUGGUGAUGACGGUGAUGAACCAGACGCAUUAUCAUAUGUUCUCAGCUUAGUUGAGGCUUACGCCUCCUUUACCAAGCAACUUCUGCCCUCAGUUCGCUCUUUUCUAGAGGCCUACGUCCACGUAUGGAAUGGCCGAGACAACAGAGAAGAGAUUCUGCGACUACUUCAAUACCUGCCGAUAGAGCCCUUCGAGUCUCUCCAGAGGAGUAUCUUGUCGACAUUGGAAUCCAGCCUGCUGGACGAAACCCUCGCUUCUCGAACCGACCUGCUCGACUUCUAUUCAGCUCUGAUAUCCGAAUGGGGCGUCAAGCUUCGAACCCAGAAAUCUACUGUUCCGACCGAAGAAUCCGCUCCUCUGAGCAAAAUCGUCACACACGCAGAACUACUCGCCUCGUCAAUUGAAGAAUUCGCAUCCACCGACGAGGACGAGCAGGACGCUGUCAACUCGACCACUUUGCCCGUUCUUCGAUUCUACAAGUCCAUGGCAGAUCUCUUCUCCCACGCACCUCAAAAUGCCAAAAUCCGACUUACGGUCCCGCGAGCCGCAACAGUCUACACCAUCGCAUUUACACAGAGCAUCUCCGUCAUCUCCACGCUCAACUCCAUCCUAGCCGGCUACAAAUCCUCCUUCGAGGCCUCACUCACCUCUCAAACGCUAAAAUCACCAAAUACGACCGAACCACUCUACGAUACCAAUCUAGUCGGCCAAUUCAACGGCUACGUGAUGGACAUGUGCAACCUCAUCUGGCGGAACCGCGCUCUCAACUCAGAAGAUCCCAAUGCGUUGGGCUGUCUGAUUCCCGCAGCGACCACCACCGCUCUCACAAACUAUGUGCGUAGUGUCAAUGAGGCUGCGAGACAUUAUGAUAGUAAGAGCGCUUUCAAUGUCACUCUUGCUUCGAUAUUUUCUCUUAGUCAUCAUGCUGCGUUCUGUAAUCUUUCUGCGGCUUGUUUUGCGGAUUUGGAAGAGGAACAGCAGAUUCCGGAGGACCGUCCUAGGAUGCAGAAGCCAGUUACUCAGAAGGCGUUGCAGGCGCUUGAGAGAGAUGGUGGUGCGAAGAUUUCUUGGCAGGAGUACCGCGUACAUAUGCUGGAUUGGUUGGAUGCUAUUGGGAGCCGGGGUACGGCUAAUCUUAUGAGAAGUACGAUGAAGGCUUUGCGGAAGGAGUAA